This is a messenger RNA of Dreissena polymorpha, 1257 nucleotides long. RefSeq lists its product as uncharacterized. Bases 1 to 1257 code for a protein of 418 amino acids. The record is from RefSeq and is a predicted model, not a curated record. The transcript has 5 exons. NCBI's taxonomy places the organism in Eukaryota, Metazoa, Mollusca, Bivalvia, Myida, Dreissenidae.
AUGAGGAUAGUAACACCAGUGGUGAGGAUAAGAACACCAGUGAUGAUGAUAGGAACAAAAGUGAUGAGGAUAAGAAAACCAGUGAUGAGGAUAGGAACCAGUGAUGAGGAUAGGAACACCAGUGGUGAGGAUAAGAACACCAGCGAUGAGGAUAGGAACACCAGUGAUAAUGAUGAGGAAAGGAACACCAGUGAUGAGGAUAGGAACAGCAGCGAUGAGGAUAAGAACACCAGUGAUGAGGAUAAGAACACCAGUGAUGAGGAUAAGAACACCAGUGAUGAGGAUUGGAACACCAGUGAUGAUGAUAAAAACACCACUGAUGGGGAUAGGAACACUAGUAAAGAGGAUAGGAACAACGGUGAUGAGGAAAAGAACACCAGUGAUGAGGAUAAGAACACCAGUGAUGACGAUAAGAACACCAGUGAUGAGAGUAAGUACACCAGUGAUGAGGAUAAGAACACCAGUUAUGAGGAUGGGAACGCCAGUGAUGAGGAUAAGAACACCGGCGAUGAGGAUAAGAACACCAGUGAUGAGGAUAAGAACACCAGUGAUGAGGAUAAGAACACCAGUGAUGAGGAUAAGAACACCAGUGAUGGGGAUAAGAACACCAGUGAUGAGGGUAAGUACGCCAGUGAUGAGUAUAAGAACACCGGUGAUGAGGAUAGGAACAUCGGUGAUGAGGAUAAGAACACCAGUGAUGAGGAUAAGAACACCAGUGAUGAAUGUAAGAACACCAGUGAUGAGUAUAAGAACACCGGUGAUGAGGAUAGGAACAUCGGUAAUGAGGAGAAGAACACCAGUGAUGAGGAUAAGAACACCAGUGAUGUAGAUAGGAACACCAGUGAUGAGGAUAGGAACAUGGGUGAUGAGGAUAAGAACACCAGUGAUGAGGAUAAGAACACCAGUAACACCAUUGAUGAUGGAAAGAACACCACUGAUGAGGAUAAGAACACCGGUUAUGAGGAUAAGAACACCAGAGAUGAGUAUAAGAACACCAGUGAUGAUGGUAAGAACACCGCUGAUGAGGAUAAGAACACCACUGAUGAGGAUAAGAACACCACUGAUGAUGGUAAGAAUACCACUGAUGAGGAUAAGAACACCGGUUAUGAGGAUAAGAACACCAGAGAUGAGUAUAAGAACACCAGUGAUGAUUGUAAGAACACCACUGAUGAGGAUAAGAAUACACUGAUGAGGAUAAGAACACCACUGAUGAGGAUAAGAACACCACUGAUGAUGAUGCUGGUUGUGAAUCUCUAA